AUGGCUUCGCAAAAGGACAAAAGCAAAGUGCACAAGUUGUCGCUGAAAGGCUCAGCGAAGCUCGUCGCAGAAUUCUUUGAAUACUCGAUACAUUCCAUCCUGUUUCAACGAGGUGUAUAUCCCGCAGACGACUUCACAGCAGUUAAGAAGUAUGGGCUUAAUAUGCUUGUGUCUGCCGACGACCAGGUCAAAGCCUAUAUUAAACGGAUCAUGUCACAACUAAAUAAAUGGAUGCUCGGUGGGAAGAUAUCAAAGCUCGUCGUCGUUAUCACAGACAAGGAAACAGGAGAGCAUGUUGAACGAUGGCAGUUUGAUGUUGAAAUCUUCAGCAAAGGCCCUCGGAGUAAAUCCUCUGAGAAGAAAGCAGACAAAGAGAAUGCUUCUCCGAAUGAUAUGAGCGCUUCUGCACAACCGGAGAAGUCCGAGAAGCAGAUCCAGGAGGAGAUCCAGGCGAUCUUCCGCCAGAUCACCGCAUCCGUAACAUUUCUGCCUAUGCUCGACGGCAAUUGCACAUUCAACGUUCUUGUGUAUGCGGAUGCCGACUCUGAGGUUCCUCUUGAAUGGGGUGAUAGCGAUGCCAAGGAGAUUAAAAACGGGGAGAAAGUUCAAUUGAGAAGCUUCAGCACGAACAGUCAUCGUGUCGAUACGAUGGUUAGCUACAGGUAUGGACUGAACCAUUCCCUGCUGAUCCCGGAGCCUUUGUAA
Coccidioides posadasii C735 delta SOWgp is the source of this 705-nucleotide messenger RNA. RefSeq names its product Mitotic spindle checkpoint component mad2 (gene MAD2). Lineage: Eukaryota; Fungi; Ascomycota; Eurotiomycetes; Onygenales; Onygenaceae. Gene Ontology annotation, biological process: mitotic spindle assembly checkpoint signaling. Gene Ontology annotation, cellular component: kinetochore; nucleoplasm; cytoplasm. The record is from RefSeq and is a predicted model, not a curated record.